Oryza sativa Japonica Group (Japanese rice) is the source of this 931-nucleotide messenger RNA. The record is from RefSeq and is a predicted model, not a curated record. NCBI's taxonomy places the organism in Eukaryota, Viridiplantae, Streptophyta, Magnoliopsida, Poales, Poaceae.
UAACAGCUAAGAAAUCGGCCAAAAUUCAGGCAAACAAGAGACAAAGUUAGCAGGCAACGCGUCACUACCGCGUGAUCAUUUCGACGCGAAGGCAAUUUGGCCGGUGAUCGAGCGCGUCUCGUGCAGUGAAUGAAGUAGCUUAAUUUGCUAGUCCCCACAAGUACGUGGCACUCUGCCAUGUCUUCUCUUAGUAUAAAUAUAUGGAAGCCAAAGCCAAAGCCAGUCAGUUCAUCAGUUGCAGUUCAGAGUUGCCCACUGCUACUUUACUUUGCAGCUAUUUUGCUUCUGCUUCUUCUUGUUCUUGUUGCUGUUGGUAAUACUGCGAGAGAAAUUAAUCAGUAGAGUGUUCAUCUACUAUCAAUUUUUGAUCGAGGAGAGAUGGCGGGAACGGCGAACUGCAUCGACAUCCUCAUCGCCAUCAUCCUCCCGCCCCUCGGCGUCUUCCUCAAGUUCGGAUGCGGGCAUGAGUUCUGGAUCUGCCUGUUGCUCACCUUCCUCGGCUACAUCCCCGGCAUCAUCUACGCCAUCUACGCCAUCACCAAGUAAUUCAUCAUUAGUUACUACAUCAUCAACCAAAUCCUCAAGGGAUGGGCUCCAAACCGCUUCAUCUAUCUUCUCGAUUGCCGUGUGCUUGUUGGAAUUUGGAAAUGAUAUAUGCAUCCAAAAUUCAGUCCUGAGUGCUCCAAUUCUUGUCAUCUAGUCAUUUUCAAUGUCCCCCCAGUCUCUUCCUCUAAUGUUUGAUGAUAUGUAGAAUCUCUUGCUGUUAAUCUGUUGCUUUCGUGUGAAUAAGCUCCCCUCUUAUGUAUAUCUAUCUAUGACUUGUUUUACUAGUAAACUUGAUUAUUGAGAGCUUGAGACUUGCUUCCCUGUCUGUCUGUAUAUCUUGUUCCAACACUGGAACUGAAUCAAUAAUUGUGCCUGCACUGCUCAA